Molecule: messenger RNA, 1758 nt
Organism: Lampris incognitus (smalleye Pacific opah)
Lineage: Eukaryota; Metazoa; Chordata; Actinopteri; Lampriformes; Lampridae
Gene: cinp
Product: cyclin dependent kinase 2 interacting protein
Exons: 1
Coding region: 299-910 (203 amino acids)
Source: RefSeq, a predicted model, not a curated record
UUCAAAUGUUUUAGCAUUAUUAAUAAUGACGGCGUACAUUAUUUAAUAUAAUGACGCACAGACUCUGAAAUAAUGUGGUUGUAAAGGCCAAGUAGCAGUGGAAACUGCAGUAAUACACCGUUUCACAGCGACGAAGAAAAAAGUGGAAGUUUGCUUCGGAGCGACAGAAGAGAAGACGUUUAGAGGACAAACUGCUCGACUUUUAAUUGUUAGCCUUAUCGUUAAUGACAGAGUCCAUUAAUUAAUGUAAUGACGCACAGACUGGGUGACAGAACGUGGUUGUAACGUCCAAGUAGCAAUGGAAGGAAGUAGGAAAAUGUCUGCUGUGACAGGAAGCGCCAGGAAAAUUAAAGACAAUGCAGCUGAUUGGCACAACCUAAUAAUGAGAUGGGAGCAGCUGAAUGAUGAAGGCUCCGGUGUCGCCAACAAGAUUGUCAACCUCAGACUGAAAGAUUCCCAGGAGCAGGAGGUUGUGGUGGGAGAACAUAACUCCUGUCUCAGUAGAGGAAGAUCUCCUGCUCAGUGCAGACAACUGCAGGAAGAAUGCACCAAGCUGCAGUAUGUUGUGGACAAAAUGACAGGUAUCGUGGCUAAGAUGGAGCAGCUGCUGACAUCGCAGAGGGGUAUCAUUGAUCUGGAGUUGUUUCAGUUUGGAGCUGAAGGCAGACAAGUUCCUCUAUUUCACAGCUGGCCCACAGCACACUUUGUGGAGGUCUCCCGUUUUCUGUUUGAUGCCUACAGCCAGGAACUGAGUGUAAAGAAGACCAUCCUCCAUGAGCUGGCCCACACUGAGACCUCUGAUCUCUCCAUGACCUUCCUCUCAUGUUGGCUGUACCAGCCAUACAUCCCCCCACAGCUUAGACUAACACUGGAGGCUCUGCUACUGGAAACGGGACAUAGGCCUCUGUGAAGAUUACUAGAUUGAAUUAUGCUACUUGGUAUUUCAAAUGAAGACAGUUUCUCUGGAGAUGGGUCCACCUCACCAGGCAGAGCAGACGGGGUCGGUGUUAGCUUAACUGCAUCUGUUACGUGGUAACGAUGAGGGAGUGUUGGUCAUUUAAAAACUUUAGAGAAACGAGCUGUUUCCAUCAUUCUGGGUUUUUUGUGAUUAAGUUGUGAAUAAAAUCUGAAUGAACAUAUCAAGUUUAUAUGAAAGAUCCCAAAUAUUGCAAAAAGUUUACACUUGCUUAAGGUGGAAAUGAUUGGUUUCGUUGAAGAGAUGGUGUAAUGAAGGGUAAUGAAACAGAAUUUAGGGAUAAAAGAUGACAUAGAUAAAAGUCAAUAUCCAUUGUUUCAGUCUUUAGAAUAAUGCAUUUCCCCAUUAUCAUUUUUGGGCAGCAUGGAAUACAAUCGGGUACAGCUUACUUAACAAUGACAACUCCUCCGUUGGCAAGCAGGUUUUGAAACUCCUUUUUCCUUGGUAUUAGUGACUGUUAUAGUAGCUGUUGCUGCACAGCUAUUGUCAACUGUAUUUUGAUGAAGUACCUUUGCCUUGCCCAACACAUAAGCAGACCGUGUAACACCAUGAGAACAGUCUCAUACUUUCUUUUGUUAGUUUUCAAAUAUCCGAUGAAUGUUUGCGUAUCAUUUGGAUGGAAACAUAAAAAGGGAUCUCUUGAAGCAAAAUAUGACUGAGUUGCAGACGCUAGCAGCUACAGAUUAGUAGGAAGAAAUGGGACAUUUUUGAGUUUUGAGUGGCUUUGUAGAAGCUAAACAGCUUUCCCGUUUUCCUGUUCUCACACAAUAAAGGACAAAAUG